Molecule: messenger RNA, 3304 nt
Organism: Dryobates pubescens (Downy woodpecker)
Lineage: Eukaryota; Metazoa; Chordata; Aves; Piciformes; Picidae
Gene: POGLUT3
Product: protein O-glucosyltransferase 3
Exons: 8
Coding region: 86-1612 (508 amino acids)
Cellular component (GO): endomembrane system
Molecular function (GO): protein binding; glucosyltransferase activity
Source: RefSeq, a predicted model, not a curated record
GGGAGCGGUCAAGGGGCCGCGCAGGCCCGGAGGACGCCCCGGCCCCUGCUCCGAACCGGAGCGGCAGACACGGCACGGUGGGACGAUGGGGAGCUGCAGGCUGCCGCUGCUGCUGCUGGGCGCUGCGUUGCCGUUUCUACGACCAGCGGAGUCGGCAGACGCCGUUAGCGCCGAGCGGAGCCUGGCGUGGGGCCCCGGGCUGGAGGCGGGGCUCACCCUGCCCGUCCGGUACUUCUACAUCCAGGCGGUCAGCGUGGCCGGACGCAACUUCUCCCGCUCCCCGCCAGGAAGAACCCAGUUUAAAGUGGUAAUUAAAACACUUUCUCCCAAAGAGGUGACCAGAAUUUACACUCCUCGCCCUUUGGAUAGGAAUGAUGGGACAUUUCUUAUGAGGUAUCGGAUGUAUGGGAGUGUCAGAAAAGGGUUGAAAAUUGAGAUCCUUUAUGGUGAUCAGCAUGUAGCUCAGUCUCCUUAUAUUUUGGAAGGACCUGUUUAUCAUGAAUAUUGUGACUGUCCCGAAGAAGAUCCUGAGAUCUGGCAGAACAUUAUGUCUUGUCCAGCCCAAGAACCUCAGAUUACAAAGGACUUCAUUCCUUUUCCCACCAUUGACCUGCAGCGAAUGCUUAAGGAGAUCUCAACAAAGUUCAGUGAGACAAGAGGUGCUAUAGUUCAUUACACUGUUCUCAAUAAUCGCAUCUACCGUCGCUCCUUGGGGAAGUAUACGGACUUCAAAAUGUUCUCCGACGAAAUGUUGCUGUCACUGGCAAGAAAGGUUCACCUUCCUGAUGUAGAAUUUUACCUUAAUGUUGGAGAUUGGCCAGUUGAGUAUCGGAAAGCUAAUGAUACACCUGGUCCUCUACCUGUCAUUUCAUGGUGUGGCUCUGUAGAUUCAAGAGACAUAGUCCUUCCAACGUAUGACGUAACCCACUCAACUCUUGAAACCCUACGAGGAGUCACAAAUGAUCUCCUUUCUAUUCAAGGAAAUACAGGUCCAUCCUGGGAAAACAAAACUGAGCGAGCUUUAUUUAGGGGUCGAGACAGCCGAGAGGAACGUCUCCAUCUUGUCCAGUUAUCCAAGGAAAACCCAGAACUACUAGAUGCUGGAAUAACAGGAUAUUUCUUCUUCAGAGAAAAAGAGAAAGAGCUGGGGAAGGUUCAGCUGAUGGGCUUCUUUGACUUCUUUAAGUACAAAUACCAAGUGAACGUAGAUGGGACUGUAGCAGCUUACAGGUUUCCAUACCUCUUGCUGGGUGACAGCCUGGUAUUGAAGCAAGAUUCCCACUACUAUGAACAUUUUUAUAUUGGAUUAAAACCUUGGAAACAUUAUGUUCCAGUUAACAGAAACUUAGAGGAUUUGCUAGAGAAAAUAAAAUGGGCAAAGGCAAAUGAUGAAGAAGCAAGAAAAAUUGCUAAAGAAGGACAAUUAAUGGCUAGAGAAUUACUUCAGCCUCACAGGUUUUACUGCUACUAUUACAAAGUGCUCCAGAAAUAUGCUAAACGCCAAGCCAGCAAACCUGAAAUACGGGAUGGAAUGGAACUUGUGCCUCAGCCUGAUGACAGAGACUCAGUAUGCAGCUGCCACAGGAAAAAGCCUUUGAGGGAAGAUCUAUAACUGUACCGGAUGGAGAAAAUCGCCCACUUACAAUGCAGGAGUUUAAAUAGGAAUUAAGCUGUGAAAUCUAAGACACUUAUGCACUAGCAAACUUUCUUAGUUAUGUAGUCUCCUUGUAUUUACAUAUCUUUCUUCACGCUGACUCUGGUGUACAGUGUUGGUUCCCACAAUUUUGUCUCCAUGACCACCACCAGACAGAUACUGAGCCUGUAAAUGGGAGUGUCUAGGGGAUUUGUUUGAUGUACCACAUCAUCAUCGGGAAGAAGACUGCAGCGCUGCGCAUGUUCCAGCUGGGACCUAGUUAGCAAAGUUUUACGAGGAACCAGUCAUCUAUGAAAGGUCUUCCAUGAGUCAGUGCAAGGUAUUCUAAAGGAGCAUUUGCAACAUACUAAAACAGUGUUAUGAUUUCCUCAUAAAGCUUACCUCAGUGUUAGAUUGUUUAUUGUAUACAAAACAAUUUUCCAACUAGACAAAGAAAAUGAGUAUUUGAGAUGUGCAGAUACCGAAUCUGGUGUUGCUUUGAGAUCAUGUUGUGGUCUGUGACAGAUAACAGAAUGCAGGACAGGAUAAAAUAAUUGUCCAUUUCAGAAGAAAAUGGAGAGGAGAAGAGGUCAGAAAAAUAUUCUCGUAAGCACCAUGGCUGUGAACCACCAAAAUUCAGUGCUGCUUUAAAGCAGACUCUACCUACCACAAUCACAGUGCUUUGAGUGCCAAGACAGCACUCUGAAGACCUGUUCCCUGCCAGUGAACAUAUCUGUGAGUAUCUGCACAGAUCCACAAAAGGACUUGGGACCUUCAGGUAAGGCCAGGUGAAACAGUCUCUCAGCUCAACAAUACAGUCUUACAGUAUUCUAGGGUGUUUGGAUAUUCACACAUCUGAAACCUGUUACCAGAGUUUUAGACUGUCUAGGUUUAACUGCUAUGCAGAGACAAGGAUGCCAUCAUCUUUAUCACAUGGGUUCAUGAACUACUUUUGCUUAUGCCUUAGUCCCUGGAGGGAUCUUAACUGUUUUCAGAAUUUAGAUCAUACUUAACCUUAUACUGAGAUCAGCCAGCAGAUGAGACUGCAUUGUUUUAGUUCAAACAUAUGACAGAACAACCUAUGCUGCACUUUCUAUGUAACAGACUAAUGAUUAGAGACCAUACUAAGCAACUGGGAAGCCAGUUGUCUUCCUUGGUUUGAUUCAAAACCAUUUUUCCAGAGUGCCGUACCUCCAGACUGGAGAAGAGAUCUUCAGAUCUUCCAGUGAAGUACAGCCAUGAAGUUAGCAAUACAAAAUUCACAGGGCCAGGAGCUGGUCACGUCAUUGCAAUAAAUUUUGUCUUUGGGUGGGGCAGAGGAAAAACCCUAGUGCUGGAUGUGGCUGUCUUGAUUUGUACCCAAGUUUGUCUGUUUCAAAAUCCAUAAACACUCUUGAAAGGAAACACCAAUGCCAAUACCAAGACCAGUGCCCACAAGCACCUCUGCAUUUUUGUCUUGGCUAAUGCAGCCUGUCUGAGCAGAUACACUCAGAUAAUGUCUUUCAUAAAUACCAAAUUCUCCCUACACAAAAUGGAAUGGAAAUGUCUUAAGACUGUGGACUCAUCUGUUUGUUUAGGUGCCCAAAGUUUAGUGGUCUACACCACAUGCAGGUUUCACUCUUGGCUCUACACUUCAAGUUGCUCAGAAAAUACAUGAAGUGCGAUAGGAAA